AGCUUGUCGCCUACCUGCCCUCCAUGUCGCGCUUUGUCCGAGCUGGACUGUCCGACGACCUCACCCUGAGCCCAGAUGUCCGGAUCCACGUCCUUGUCCCGCUGUGCGCCGUCGUCCUCUUCAGCGGCCUCAUCCGCCAUUACCUCGCCCGCUACCUCCAAAAACCGCCAAAGGAGCAGCCCCUCCUCGUCGUCCGCGAGCAGCGAGCCCUCACCCGCGCCCAGGUCCUGCGCGCCAACAGCUCGCACCUCGCCCCCGCCGCCUUCAACGCGCUCCGCUCCCACCUCCAGGUCGCCCUCGAGGAUGGCUCGUACCUCAAGAAGCCCGCUCCGCCCGAGGGCUCGUCGCCGGCCAACCCGCUCGACAACCCGCAGGACAUGGAGCAGAUGAUGGACGGCAUGACCGACAUGAUGAAGAAGCAGGCCGUCGGCUUUGUCCCUCAGAUGGCCACCAUGUACCUCGUCAACAAGUUCUUCGCCGGCACGCUCCUCGCCCGCAUCCCCUUCCCUCUCCCUCUACGCUUCAAGGAGCUCCUCCAGCGCGGCAUCUGGCUCCCCGAGGUCACGCUCGACGCGUCGUGGUGCUCGGCAACGUCGUGGUACUUCCUCUGCAUGUUCGGCCUCGGGCCCGUCUACCAGCUCCUCGUCGGCGACUCGAGCGCGACGCAGAUGGUGGCGAUGAACCCGAUGAUGGGCAUGGCCGGCGGGAGCGGCGGUGCGGCGCCCGUCAUGCCCGGCGCGCCCGGACAGGACUUUGUCAAGCUGUUCCGCGGCGAGCGCGAGAACCUUGACAUUGUCGAGUACGCGUGGGCGAGCGACGGCGUCGAGGACCGGCUCCUCGGCAUGUUUGCGUCGUAGACGAGCGGCCUGCAACGAAAACUUGGUGUACCGGUC
Molecule: messenger RNA, 893 nt
Organism: Rhodotorula graminis WP1
Lineage: Eukaryota; Fungi; Basidiomycota; Microbotryomycetes; Sporidiobolales; Sporidiobolaceae
Exons: 6
Coding region: 24-857 (277 amino acids)
Biological process (GO): protein folding in endoplasmic reticulum
Cellular component (GO): membrane; EMC complex
Source: RefSeq, a predicted model, not a curated record